This is a messenger RNA of Jaculus jaculus (lesser Egyptian jerboa), 1209 nucleotides long. It is a transcript of the gene Fcrlb, whose product is annotated as Fc receptor like B. Gene Ontology annotation, biological process: cell surface receptor signaling pathway; negative regulation of immune response. The record is from RefSeq and is a predicted model, not a curated record. Gene Ontology annotation, molecular function: transmembrane signaling receptor activity. Bases 1 to 1209 code for a protein of 402 amino acids. Lineage: Eukaryota; Metazoa; Chordata; Mammalia; Rodentia; Dipodidae. The transcript has 6 exons.
AUGUGGACACUCACAGCCCUCCUGCUCCAGGUUCCUCACAGUGGGCAAGCUGCUACUCUGGAGAAGCCCACCUUGUCUCUACACCCACCUUGGACCACAAUCUUCAAGGGGGAGCGGGUCACCUUACGAUGUGACGGAUACCACCCUCUGCUCCUGGAGCUCCGGCCCAUCAGCACUCUCUGGUAUUUGGGCCAUGCCCUCUUGCCCUCUCACAAGAAGAGCAUUGAGGUGCAGGCACCAGGGGUGUAUCGAUGCCAGACACGGGGAGCACCUGUCAGUGACCCCAUUCACCUCUCUGUAUCUAAUGACUGGCUGAUCCUGCAAGUGCCCUACGCUCCAGUGUUCGAGGGCGAACCGCUGGUCAUGCGCUGUCGCGGCUGGUACGACAAGGUCGUCUACAAGCUUCACUACUACCACGAUGGCCAGGCCGUGCGCUACUUCCAUUCCAGCACCAACUACACGGUGUUGCAGGCGCGUGCCAGCGACAGCGGGCGCUACCAGUGCUCGGGCACCAUGCGCAUCCCCGUGGAGAGCGCGCCCAUGUUCUCCGCCAAGGUGGCUGUGACCGUGCAAGAGCUGUUCCAGGCGCCCGUGCUGCAGGUGACGAGCCCGGCGGAGGCCCGCGGCGGGGUGGCGCUGCGCUGCGACACGCGCCUGCACCCGCGGAAGCGCGACACGCCGCUGCAGUUCGCCUUCUACAAGUACAGCCGCCCGGUGCGGCGCUUCGACUGGGCCGCCGACUACACGGUCCCGGAGCCCGAGCUCGACGAGCUGGAAGCGUACUGGUGCGAGGCGGCCACGGCCACGCGCAGUGUCCGGAAACGCAGCCCGUGGCUGCAGCUUCCGGGGCGGGGCUCUGCCCCGGGCCCGGCCCCCACCGCCGCCCCGGCCCCGCACGCCGCAGCGCUGGCCCCCGGCAGCAAGCCGCUUUCCUUCCGAAAGCCUCCCGUGUCCAGAUCCGUCCCGGCCAUGCCCAACGCCACCUCCGCCGGGCUGCAGGACCCCGCGGCCGGCGGCCCCACGGCUGCACCGCUCGCCUGCGCCCCGCAGACGCCCGCGGCGGGACCUCCCGUCCCCGACCCGGACCUGCUGCUGCGCGAGAUGCAGCUGCUCAAAGGCCUCCUGAGCCGACUGGUGCUGGGACUAAAGGAGCCACGGGCGCUCGCGGAGCACCGGGGCGCAUCCGAGACCCCCGUGGUGGAGAGCUGA